AUGAUGAAUGCCCUUCCUGCCACUGUGAAUAUCCCAGAGAGGAUUACACCAAACGACGUCGAGGAAGUGUCGUCCAGAGACGGGAAACUCGAAGAGCCGGCGAAGAGGGAAACAGAACAAGAACGGCAUUCUGCCAUGCGGAACCACCAUCAAAUUCGAUCCGCAGAUGCUGCCGCUGAUCCGACCGCCGAACGAGUUUCCAAGCUCCACAAGAAGGACGUUAUGUUAGGGAGAGGCUAUGGAAUCCAAAAUCAUCCCGGUAACGAACGCAUGCGCGAUAUUAUUGCCAAAUACAAGCCACAGUACCACUCGAUGACUCGGGAGGGCAAACGGAAACUCAUUGAAGGAGCCUACAACGAGAUCACUGAAAGUGGAGCGAAAUUUCUCAAGAAGCUCGAUGGUAAAAAGGGGUGGGCUGUUGUUGAUCGAGUCACUGCCCUGAACAAGAUAAGGCAGUCUGUGAAACGGCGAAAGAAUGCCGCUCACCCGUUUGACGAAGAAAACUGGAACAAGCCAACCACUUUCGGAGGAUUUGCUGGACCUGGAGCUCGGGCUCUAGCAGGAAUGCCCUCAGCACUAGAAGGAAUGCCUUCAGCAAUGGCAGGAAUGCCUAUACCUGGAGCCAUGCGUGGAAUGCCUCCAGCACUAUCAGGAAUACCUGGAGCUAUACCAGGAUCUAUGCCUGGAGCUACACCAGGAUCUAUGCCUGGAGCUACACCAGGAUCUAUGCCUGGAGCCAUACCAGGAGCUAUACCAUUAUCAAUUUCCGUUCCUACACCAGCCAGUCUCCCAUCACUUGUCGCCCCCUCUAGUAGGUACGCACCUCCAGCACGUGCCGCCGAGGACAUGUCCUUGGCCGCCUUGGAGGCGCAACGAAUGGCCGCGUUGCAGCGAUACAGAAUGAUAACUGGUAGUAUAGCUGCUGCGACUACCAGACAAGAUGACAUGGAGUACUACCAAAACCUACGAAGACAACAAGAAACAAGACUGCUGAUGGAACAACGGAACACUGCCGAAGUAGCUAAAAAGUGA
This is a messenger RNA of Cylindrotheca closterium, 1032 nucleotides long. Lineage: Eukaryota; Bacillariophyta; Bacillariophyceae; Bacillariales; Bacillariaceae. The record is from the annotation of a GenBank genome assembly.